Molecule: messenger RNA, 588 nt
Organism: Paramecium tetraurelia
Lineage: Eukaryota; Ciliophora; Oligohymenophorea; Peniculida; Parameciidae
Exons: 1
Source: RefSeq, a predicted model, not a curated record
AUGGGAGUAAUGAAGGGUGAUUUCAGAUUGUAUUUGAAUUAGUAAAAUUUUUCAAAAUUACUUAAUGAGGAUAUAUCCAAACAAUCAAUAGAAUUUGUAUCUUUGAUGAAUAUAAUCAUCAAUAACAUAAUUAAACUAAUCUAAAUUUAAAAUAGUCGUCUAGUUUUUGAUUUGUAGAAAUAAAAUUUAAUUGAUAUUCCGAGAUUGGUGCUGUAAGUUUACUUGAAUGUGCUUCACAUUUCUGCCAAUUAAUAUUCAUUGAACAUUAAUUAAGCAUAACCAGAAUAGCCAUAAAUAAUGUAAAAGGAGUAUCUUGACUCUUCUGAUCAAAAACCUAUAAUAAUAGAAGAGGAACCUGAAAACAUAAAACAAGAUAAGCUGUAGGAAAUCAAAGAAGAUAAUUAGAGCGAAUAGUAAGAAAUCAAAACAGAUAAUUAGAACCAAUAAAUUAUGUCUAUUUAAGUAAAUAAAGAAAAUUAAAAAAGUGUAAAUAUUGAAUCACUUUACUAAAAUGUUGAAUCAUCUGAAGUAGUAAUAUAAAAAGAGGAUGUAGAUCCAUCACCCUGCCCCUCAUCAUCAUCAUGGUGA